Messenger RNA from Ochlerotatus camptorhynchus, 5062 nucleotides. RefSeq names its product STKc_myosinIII_N_like and MYSc_Myo21 domain-containing protein ninaC (gene ninaC). The record is from RefSeq and is a predicted model, not a curated record. Gene Ontology annotation, biological process: peptidyl-serine phosphorylation; regulation of actin filament length. The transcript has 14 exons. NCBI's taxonomy places the organism in Eukaryota, Metazoa, Arthropoda, Insecta, Diptera, Culicidae. Bases 247 to 4971 code for a protein of 1574 amino acids. Gene Ontology annotation, molecular function: protein binding; protein serine/threonine kinase activity; microfilament motor activity. Gene Ontology annotation, cellular component: myosin complex.
AACAGUUCGGUCGGAAAAGCAAAGGACUAGCCAACGAACGCCUCGUUGAAAAUUCUUGAAUUUGUGCGGAUUAUACGAAGAAGAUUGAUUGGAAAACUUAUCAAAGUGCAAUAACGUCACAAUUGGAUAAACAACAACCCUGCAGAACUUGUUCAUCAGCAAGCUAAUCUCGUCACGUGUCGGACGGCUGGUGCAAUUAGACGUUGCAUGGAAUCGGAUCGGAAGUGAAAGGCCCCACCAAUUAAGAUGUCCCACUUGAAAAUUGACACGCUGCCCGAUCCGGGCAACCGCUACCAGCUCGGGGAGUUGAUCGGAACCGGAGUUUGUGCCAAAGUGUACACAGCGGUGGAUACCAAGGCGAGCAAUAAGAAUGUGGCAAUUAAGAUUCAAAAGUACGAGGCAGAACUGAAAAUUGCCAUUCAGGAGGAGUAUCGCAUUUUACGGGAUUACUCUAACCAUGGAAAUUUGCUGGACUUCUACGGUGUUUAUCGGAAGCGCGUUCCUGGGGAGGCGGAUGAAAUUUGGUUUGUGUUGGAGUAUUGCGAAUAUGGUCCAGUGAUCGACGUCAUCAGGAAGAUCCAAAUCAAGAACCGUCGAGUAUCCGAAGAGCAAAUCGCUUACAUUUUGCGGGAAACUGGAAAAGCACUGAUCUACCUUCAUGAAAACCAUAUUAUCCAUCGAGACGUACGGGGAAGCAAUAUUCUGCUAACCAAAGAAGGAGAAGUCAAGCUAUGUGACUUUGGACUUUCGCGGGACAGCAAAUCCACGCUGGGGAAGCGUGGAACCUGCAUCGGUUCACCAAACUGGAUGGCACCGGAAAUUAUCAGCAGCUCUAAAAAUGAUGACGAAGUCUACGACAACAGAUCGGAUGUGUGGGCUCUCGGUAUCACGGCCAUCGAGCUUGGAGAUGGCAAACCUCCGUUCGGAGAUAUGCACCCAACCCGCACGAUGUUUCAGAUUGUCCGCAAUCCUCCGCCGACUUUGUACCGCCCAGCCAAUUGGACUCAGAACUACAACGACUUUAUCAUGGAAUGUUUGGAGAAGAAUCCCGACCAUCGUCCAUUUAUGAUGGAAAUCAUGGAACAUCCUUUCCUGACUGAGCUACCGGAAAAUGAUUACCAUCUGAGCCAAGAGCUCAAGAUGCUCGCGGCAUCCAUUGGUGACAUGCAGCUUCCCAAGAAGGAGGAAUUCAAACUGAUCAAGGGAGCCCUGAAGGCAGCCGAUAACAAAACGGAGAAGAUGUUUGUUGAAGAUCUGGCCGCGCUGGAAACCGUCACAGAGGAGACGAUCCUGGACGAACUGAUCCAACGUUACCGGAACGGUUCGACGUAUACCUUCAUCGGGGACGUGCUAAUUUCGAUGAACACCAACCAACCACCUCCGGAGUAUGUGCGUGGGUUCCACUCCAAGUACAUGUGCAAGUCCCGCUCGGACAAUGCACCGCACAUCUUCGCCAUCGCUGACAGUGCCUUCCAGGAUAUGCUGCACCACGAGGAACCCCAGCACGUUAUCAUGUCCGGCGAGAGCUACUCCGGCAAAACCACCAACGUCAAGAUGUGCAUGAAGCAUCUGGCCAUCCUGGGCGAAGGCAAUCCCGGAGUGUACAACCGGAUCGAAUCCGGCUACAGGGUCCUCUCGGCGCUGGUCAAUGCCGGUACGCCACUGAACUCGGACUCGACUCGGAGCAUCGUGCAAACGCAGCUGACAUUCGGUUCAACCGGCAAACUGUCCGGUGCCAUUUUCUGGGUGUACCUGCUGGAAAAGCUCCGGAUUUCCUCUACCAACAUGAACCAAUCGAACUUUCACAUAUUCUACUACUUCUACGACACGAUGGAAGCGGAGGAACGGUUGCGUGAUUUCUCGCUGGAGGGUGGUCGCAACUAUCGCUACCUUCGCAUUCCGGAAUCGAGCGGUGAAACCAAGCUCCGGUACUGCCGUGACGAUGUUCACGGCAACGUUCAGGCGUUCAAGGAGUUCGAGCAGCUGCUGCUGGAGCUCGAACUUACACCGGAACUGCUCGAAACCAUUUACCGGACGCUGGCGGCAGUGCUGCUGAUGGGUGAGGUUCGAUUUAAAGAUAAUGAAGGGGCAACGGAGUUGGAGGACUUUGAAGUUGCUACCAAAGUGGCAUCGUUGCUGAAGUUGGACGAGAAAAAGUUCCAGUGGGCACUGUUGAAUUACUGUGUGAUCAUUCGUGGCUCGGCUGAGCGCAGGCGGCACACACCGGAUGAGGCACGGGAUGCUCGAGAUGUGCUAGCUGCCACGAUCUACACUCGAUUGGUAGAUUGGAUUAUUAACACUAUUAAUCAUAAGAUGUCGUUUGGAAGGGCGAUUUACGGAGAUCAGCAUUCCAUCACCAUAACGGACCACUUCGGGUUUGAAUGCUUCCAUCGGAAUCACAUCGAUCAACUGGUCGUUAACUCGGUGAAUGAGCAGAUGCAGUAUUUGUACAACCAACGAAUCUUCGUAUAUGAAAUGAUUGAGCAGGAAGAGGAACAAAUCCCGAUCGUUCAGUUGCACUUCUACGACAACAAACUGGCCGUCGAUCAUCUGAUGAACAAACCGAAGGGCAUUUUUAGCUUCAUCGAUGACGCCAGCCGGGGUCGUCACGGUCAGAACUACAUCAUCGAUUCGAUCCACGGCAAUAACAGUCCGUUCAUCAAACGGGCCAGUGGCCAUGAAUUCAGUAUCGCUCACUAUACCGGUCGGAUCACGUACGACGCCCGGGACAUGGCCGACAAGAACCGGGACUUUAUCCCACCGGAGAUGAUUGAAACACUGAGGAAUUCCAACGAAACGGUUGUGAAGAUCAUGUUCUCGAAUCAAUUGUCCCGGACGGGCAAUCUGACGAUGGCUGCCGAGGAAGCCCUAGGAAAGCAGACGCAGAAACCGAACAAGAAGAAACGGUGGGGCGCCGCGCUGGUGGCAGAGAAGAGCAAAGCCAAGAAGAUGAUGAACACAUUGUCCAAGGGUCAGUACUCGCAGGUUCACAAAAUGCGUACCAUUUCCAAUGUGUUCCGGGCCACCUGUCUGGAGUUGAUUCGCACCUUGGCUAUUGGACCGAAUAGUGGUGGUACUCACUUUGUUCGUUGCAUCCGAUCCGAUCUGGAGUACCAACCGAACGGGUUAUCCAGGGAGAUGGUUCGACAACAGGUUCGAGCGAUGGCCGUCCUGGAUACGGCCAAAGCUCGACAGAAGGGCUUCUCGCACCGGAUCCCGUUCCAGGAAUUCCUGAGACGCUAUCAGUUUUUGGCGUUUGAAUUUGAAGAAAAUGUUGAAAUGACUAGAGACAACUGCCGUUUACUGUUGAUUCGUUUGAAACUGGAAGGUUGGGUCAUUGGGAAAACGAAGGUGUUCUUAAAGUACUAUAAUGUGGAGUAUUUGUCGCAUUUGUACGAGACGCAGGUUAAGAAGAUCAUCAAGGUUCAAGCAAUGAUGAGAGCUUUCCUGGCAAAGAGAUGCAUUGCUUCAAAGUUGAAGAGUCUACACAGAGAGUCAAUUCGAAAACGACAAACAAUGGACGAUCCAGAACAAGCAGCUUUGAGAAUCCAAACAGCUUUUCGGGGACAUAUGGCUAGGAAAAAAUACUGUCCGUUGAUUAACGAACGAACUGGAAAGCUGGACAGUGAAACGGCAGAAUUUGUGAGACCAUUCGCUACUCGAUGGAUGAAGAAAUCGAUGUAUCAAAUUUUACUGCAGUACCGCGCUGCUCGCUAUCAGGAUCUGGUCAAUUUCUCCCAACAGGUUCACAUUUUUAAUCAACGCUUUGUCGCUGGAGCUGUAACAUGUAGCAACUGUAUUCUGCUGGAGAAGAUUGAUUCAUCCCAGCGAAAUCGAGCCGUACUGGGUCAAACUCGCCCGACCGUUUGGAAACUACGUUUCCGCUGGGAUGAAAUUCCAUUCUUCGAUACGACGUACAUGUGUGAUCCGUCGGCUGUAUCGUACAUGUACACCGGGAACGAUUCCGACACCGAAGACUGGGAUGCUCCAUUGAGACGGAGGAAGAACUUAUCUGCGGAUAUAACCUACUCGGCGCAACGUGGCAAUCAGAAUGGCUCCAUGGACUACGGCAUGGCCAACGAACCGUUCCAUAGAGAUCCGAGCCUACCGAUCAAAAAAUUAUCACCCCGACAUCAGGCAGAAUACCCAGCACGUAAAUCUUCGGUUUCACCGGUGAACAUGUCUUCGGUGUACACUCCGGUUCCUUAUGCUCGGCAAAGCGUCGAUGACAUCCGAAAUAGGUUCAGCACUACGACGCCCACUAUGGAAGAUCCUAUGCCGAAGGCAGCCAUCUACAAGAAACGUCCAGCACCAAAAGCACCGGCCGUUAUGGAUAAGGAGCCAUCCCCACCGAUCGAAAGCAGAAACAACAAGAAACGACCAGCUCCGCAGCCCACCAAACAAUGGGAACCGAAAUCUGGCCAAGACUACAGUUACGAACCAAAGAUCACUCCGAGCAAGAUUAACCCGAUCAAGGAAAUGCAAAUGAUUGGCAAGAAGAGCAUGGAUGAGAACGAAGACAUGGACGACGAACCACCGUUCAACUUUCAGGGAAUGCUCCGUAAAACCAACUAUAACCGAGCUUCGAUGAAACGCGCUAACGACAACCAACGAAUGUCUAUAUCCAACUUUGAUUUCGACGAUGCCAACAACAACAACAACAACAACAACAACAAUAAUUCGUACAUGGAUAGCUUCAACCGUUCGGAGGGUAAUAUAGUCUACCAAAGCAAGAUGUCCGAGAAUCGUCCCAAGUCUUGCCAGGGUCUGGAUAAUGCAAACGGCUCAACCUCGCCAGUGUCACGUAAAUUUUCGCUUUCCCACGAUACGAUGAUGUUCAACGAAACCUCUCAGGCCGGACCAUCCCGUAGCCGUUCGCCGACGCCCUACGACGACGACAACAGGAACAACUACAUACAGGAGGAGAUCGCUCCGGGAAUCUACGUGGAGGGAUACGUCGCCGACCUCUAGGUCCACCAUCUCUGAAUUUCACCCGAUGAUUCAUUAUAAUUGUUGAUUGAUUGUUUUCUGCAAGAUUAAAGCUCUAUGUAUGUUUCACCAA